GGGAGGGUGGAGGAGGGGUUGUGUAACGUAGUUGUUAUGAGUUUAGGGUUGUGGGAACAAAACAUAGCCGUGAUAUACAAGUAACGAAAAUAAAUUUUCGAAUAGUGAGAGUGAGAGGUGUGUGUUGGUAAUAAUUAAAAGUGUGUAAUAGUCGUUCAUUUCAUUGUGACAGGUUGCCGUGUUUUCUUUUUUUACUCCGCCCGGUGUGGUGCUCGCAAUUGUGUCAACCGUUUAUUAAAUACAAAAUGUUUGUAAAAUAAAUACAGGCAUGCUGCCAUCCCCAGCUGCGUUUUCUGCGUCCUGCUUUUACAUGAUUAUAUACUAAUGUUGAACUAAAUAGUAACGAGAAAACUGUACCACAGCAACUAAAAAAAAAUUAUGAAAAAUCCCGUGCCAAACAAGAAUUAAGAGUUUGAGGGAUACGCAGUAUUAUGAAAAAACUUCCCGUUCCCGGUGAUGUAGGGGUGAUAAAGUGAUUAAAGAAGAUGAUGAAAACAAACUCUCACAACCACAAACGUGCGUCAUUGUACCAACCAGUGUAACAUUAUUUAAUCCAUAAAACUUGAAGGUAUAUCCAGGAAAUUUGUAUUUCAUAGUAGACAAAUCUGACAAUUAUUUUUAUGCAUAUGAUAUACAUAUAUCGCACAUAAACUACUAACAACGCGAAAAGGCGGUUUUUGUAAACGGCGGUCCGACUAGUGACGGUGCUGCAACAACUCUGGUCAUGGCCUCUUCUCCGACGUAUCACGAGAACUCCAGUGCCAACAGUGGAGUUGCCAGUGGUGGGAGUCCAGCACUUGAAGCAGACAGACAUAAUCCAACAGCAGAUGGAAACAGUUCCAUGUGUUACUGCACAGAGUCUAAUGAAACUGGUGGGAUUAAGGGAGAUUCUGAGGCAGCCGGGACAAAAACUGCGGAGGAAUCGGAAAAUGGGUGCACUUCUGAAACUGGCAGCAGCGUGGCCACCUAUCGUGCGAGCAUUCUCGACUUGCCGGAUGAGAUUAUGAUAAAGAUCAUGUCGUACCUGACCUUCAGUGAGCUCUUAGACGUAGUGCAGAAAGUGUGCUCGCGUUGGAAGUGUCUGUCCCAAGAUGCGGAAUUGUGGUACGACAAAGUAUACGUUGUCAGGAGCUGGUGCUGCAGCCACUCCGCCACUCGAAGGGGCGACAAAACGGACCGGGAGGCGGUGCAGACACUCUACAAUGCGCCCAACCUGCGUACGGUGCUCAUCCAGCGGGGGGCCAAGUCGAGCGUCUUCCGCGCGCUCUACACCAACUGCCGACAGCUGACCAACCUGCAGAUUGGUGCCACGCAGAAACUGAGUUACUCGGUGAUGAAGAGCCUGGUGGAGAAGUGCUCGAAGAUCCACACGCUGCGUAUCUCGAACCACCUGCUGCAGAGCCCGAAGUUCGUGGAGGCGCUAUCGCAGCUGCAGCACCUGCACUGGCUGCAGCUGGAGGAGUAUUCCGCAACCGACCGGCGCGUCCUGCUGCGCCCGCUGGCCGACGGCUGCCCGCAGCUGUCCGAGAUCGACCUCGGCCACAUGUACUACGACUUUGAGGACCUCGCCUACUUCCUCAGGGCCAAGAGCCGCAACCUCAAGUACCUGGGCGUCCGGUGGUCCAUGGAGUCGAGGAGAUGUAUCGUCCCACUGCUAACAGUGUGUGCAGACACCUUGGAACGUCUAGAACUUUACCAGUAUGACGUGCCUCGCAAUGAGGCGCGUGAGGCAUUUGUUGCUCUGGGAAAGCUUCAGAACCUGCAAGAACUCACGUCAAUGUCCUUGGACUCGUCUUUAACAGGAAUUGUUCCUCUGGCAUUCAGGGAUGGAGGCUUGUCGAAGCUGAAGCUGUUGGAUCUGUGGGACGGAUACGGCCUGGAAGACGACGCUGUAGUCGCUAUAUCCCUGGGAUGCCCUGUUCUGCGGGAGCUGAGGCUGCGUCACGCUAUUCGGAUUUCUGAUGCAGCAUUUUCGCAGAUCCAUCAUCUCAAAUGCUUGCAACUCCUGGACCUGUCCGCAUGUGAAGGCCUGGGUGGUGCCCUGAUGCCGUACCUCGCGCGGCUUCCAGUGUUGCGUGCGCUGCUCAUGGAGGAGAUGAACUUGUCGCAACUCCAGCCGGGCCUCGCCUGCAUCCUCGACCUGACCAAUCUGCGCUGCCUCAACCUCAACUCCUGCAACGUCCGAGCUGUGCCCUUCGCCAAGUUCCCUGACAGGCUUAUAAACCUCAGGAAGCUACAUCUAGAGAACAGCGAGGGUGAUAGAAGCGUCGUGGAAGAAUUGCACGAGCGAAUGGCCGAUCUGCAGAUUUUUGGCAUGGUGCGUGACGAGCCUCCGUCCGUGUUCUCCGAGAGCGACUUGAGUGACGACUCCUCCGAUUAUGAUGAUGAUGACGAUGAUGAUGAUGAUGUGGGAGGAGGGAACGGAGCGGGUCCAGGUGGUGGCAACGCAGCCGGAAACUACAACUCUGAGAAUUACUGCGCCGGCGGUGCCUGCAGCGACAUUGAAGACGUCGACGUCUCGCUCCUGUUUCUGGAGAAUGGGGAGCUUGAGUGACCCAUCAUUGAGAGUGACCCUGAAAUUUCACAUUUGAAGAAUAAACGAAUGUUGCAUGUGUGAUUCAGAAUACGAAAAUUCUCACUACAGUGUGAAAUGCUCUGAUCUUUGAUGAAAUUUGUUACCUGAAAGAAAGAAGAAAAGUUUUCUGAAACAUUACUUGCAAUUUUGCAGUAAUGUUAUUUUAUGGCUCUUGUUUCUAAAGGGUGGAUAAUUUUCUUUUAGUAGUACCAACAAGUAUUUCAAAAUAAUGUUGCAAGUCAAUUUUGUAUGUUUUAUUAGGUUUCAUAGAA
Messenger RNA from Schistocerca americana (American grasshopper), 2847 nucleotides. RefSeq lists its product as uncharacterized. The transcript is spliced from 9 exons. The record is from RefSeq and is a predicted model, not a curated record. Bases 725 to 2554 code for a protein of 609 amino acids. NCBI's taxonomy places the organism in Eukaryota, Metazoa, Arthropoda, Insecta, Orthoptera, Acrididae. Gene Ontology annotation, molecular function: protein binding.